This is a messenger RNA of Acanthosepion pharaonis, 1011 nucleotides long. The record is from the annotation of a GenBank genome assembly. Lineage: Eukaryota; Metazoa; Mollusca; Cephalopoda; Sepiida; Sepiidae.
AUGUCUCUUUCUUUCAUUCUUUCUUUCUUUCUUUCUUUCUUUCUUUCUUUCUUUCCCUUGCUCGACGUCACCAUCCGUUUUCUUUCUUUCUUUUUUUCAUUCUUUAUUUAUUUAUUUCUGUCUUUUAUAGCUAGUUUUUAUUGUUUUCAUUAUUUUAAUGUUAACCAUAUUUUCCUUUUCUUUUUCCUUCCUUUCUUUCUUUCAAUCAUUGAUUCUUCUUUCUCUAUUACACCCAUCCGUUUUCUAUCUAUCUAUCUGUCUAUCUAUCUAUCUAUCUAUCUAUCUAUCUAUCUAUCUAUCUCUUUUCAUUAUCUAUCUAUCUAUCUAUCUAUCUAUCUAUCUCUUUUCAUUAUCUAUCUAUCUAUCUAUCUAUCUAUCUAUCUAUCUAUCUAUCUAAUUUUCAUUAUUUUUUCUUUCAUUAUUACCCUUAUUCUAUCUAUCUAUCUAUCUAUCUAUCUAUCUAUCUAUCUAUCUAUCUCUUUUCAUUAUCUAUCUAUCUAUCUAAUUUUAAUUAUUUUUUCUUUAUUUAUUACCCUUAUUCUCUCUAUCUAUCUAGUUUCGUUUUUCUCUUUUUCUUUCCAUUUCUCUCUCCGAUACCACAUUUUGUUUGUCAUUGUUUUCGUAUUUUUCUUUCUUUCUUUCUUUCUUUCUUUCUUUCUUUAUUGCACGGAUCCUUUUUCUAUCUAUCUAUUUUUUAUUCUUUCUUUCUUUCGUUUUUCUUUCUUUCUUACACACGUCCCUUUUCUAUCUAUCUAUCUAUCUAUCUAUCUAUCUAUCUAUCUAUCUAUCUAUCUAUCUAUCUAUCCUUCUUUCUUUCUUUCUUUUACAUCUAGUUUAUGUUUUUUUCUUUCUUUCUUUCUUUUUGAUCUAGUUUAUAUUAUUCUUUCUUUCACCUUCGCUUUCUCUUACCAUUUAUUUUUUUCACUGUUUUCUCAUUUUUUUUAUCAUAAGCCUGUUUUCUACUUUCUUCUCUUCAAAAUUUCUCUUUCGAUAUUCUUCUCUCUGUUUUAA